Messenger RNA from Exophiala spinifera, 1191 nucleotides. RefSeq lists its product as uncharacterized. Bases 1 to 1191 code for a protein of 396 amino acids. Gene Ontology annotation, biological process: mRNA splicing, via spliceosome. The record is from RefSeq and is a predicted model, not a curated record. Lineage: Eukaryota; Fungi; Ascomycota; Eurotiomycetes; Chaetothyriales; Herpotrichiellaceae. Gene Ontology annotation, molecular function: RNA binding. Gene Ontology annotation, cellular component: RES complex; U2-type spliceosomal complex. The transcript has a single exon.
AUGCCUUCCUCCAACCUUGCAGCCUACCUUGCAAAGAACUAUCUGACGGCCUCCAACUCCUCCAACCAGAACGGUUCUGGUGAUUUUCAAGACUCUAACCGGCCGAAAAAGAAGAGACGCAAGAACAAAGACGCUUCCGCCGACUCAGGGCUCAUUAUAGCAGACGAUGAUGAACCCCUCACGCUCAAGAGUUCCUCUGCCCGCCCUCGAGACGAUGAUGACGGCGACAUGCCCAUAUACGACACCAAUGUCAGGUCCGCCGAAUUCAGAAAGAAAAAAGGCGGCGGCGGAUGGAAAGUAAUAGCGCAACCCGACACAAACACCACUGCCACCGCACAGGCCGAAGUUGACGAAGCAGACCGCAUCAUCGCCGCUGCCGCCGAAGAAGCUGAUGCACGAAGACGGGAAAUCGAAGACGAAGAUGCGCCCGCCAUCGUCGACACCCAAGACGGCGGCGUUGACGACACCAACUCCACACCACGCAUGUCGUCGGGCGUAAAGGCAGGCCUCCAAACGGCAGAUGAUACCGCACGUCUCGUCGAGCACGAAGAGCGCGAACGCGAGCGCGAGCUGGCUCUUGAACAGCGCAAGAAGAAAUCAUCGUCUCGCAAAAAGGGUGGCGAUGGCCGCGGCGACGGAGAAACCGAUGCCGCAGAAGAAACCAUCUACCGAGACGCGACCGGUCGCAGGAUAGACAUCAGCAUGAAGCGCGCCGAGGCCCGGGCCGCCGAGGAAGAGAAACGCCGCGCGGAGCGUCAAGCGCGCGAGGACGCCAUGGGCGAAGUCCAGCGUCGUGAGAAGGAAGCCCGGAAACAAGACCUCCAAGAGGCAAAGUUCCUCUCUCUGGCACGGGGCGUCGAGGACGAAGACAUGAACGAGGACCUCAAACGUGCGGUGCGCUGGGAUGACCCGAUGGCAGCGUACAUGGCGCAGAAACAGGCCGAAGAACAUGACGCUACGGAUCCUGGUGCGGUUACAACAACUGCAGCUGCAGCGGCAGGCAAAACAGGGAAGUCGCGCAACAAAAAGGUCUACGUCGGCGCCGCUCCACCGAAUCGUUAUGGCAUACCACCUGGCUGGCGAUGGGACGGGGUUGAUCGCAGCAACGGCUUCGAGAAGGAGUGGUUCCUGGCCCGCAGUCGCAAGGGCCGGAACGCAGACCUAGAGUAUCAGUGGCAGAUGGACGAAUAA